CGUCCACCAAGUCUUCCGGGAUAGUACGAAACAAGACCACUGAUAAGUAGAAGUACAAAAAAGAAAAAGCCAUGCGCUCGUAUAAAGUCCGUGGCUCGUUGCUGCUCCGAGUGGUUGCGUCCGCCUGCUUAGUUGCCGUGUCUUUAUUGCCGGAAUGGACGGCCAUUAUAUGCAGCUUCCUGACAACUACGCGAGUCUUCCUUCCAGGCAGUUUUACUUUCGCGCAUGCUGCAAAAGUGACGGACCUUGCGCGAGAAGACGGAGAUGAACCAAAGCAGGAGUACUUGCUGCCACGACCCAUCCCGGUGUUGCUUGGCGCAACGUCAUCUUCACAUGGGGCAAAGAAGUCAGAAUAUUAUGCGCGAAGGUUGUAUGCAUCCAAAAAUCCACGACCCGCCCGCCUUUCCAGUGCGGCUUUGGCAUUGCAGCGGCAGAGCAAGGUCCUGGCCCAGUUAGAAUUUGAGAACCCGGCGGCGUUUAAGCUGCAGAGCUCCAUGGAGAAAGUCGAUCCAGAAAGCGUAGGAAACGUAGUUUUCGCAGACCCGCGCAGGGGAGACGGCGCAGUGUCAAGCAGGAGCGCAACGAGUUCGCGUUCUUCCAGUAGAAAUAACUUUCCAAAGAAGGACUUGAUGCAGCACAUCCUCCACCUCUGGCAGAAGGAGCGAAUCUAUCAAAUGCAAAUAUGUCUGGGUCUGGAAGAGUGCAGGUUUUUGUCAUGCUGUUUUUGCAUGACUCAGAAGGUCUGGCAUGGAGGCCUUAGCAUCACAGAUAUCCAUAAGGUUCUGCAAUGCCUAAUCCGCAUGACAAAUGCUUUAAUUUGGUGACAGAAAGUGGGCAGCUUCUGCUCCAUAUGCAUGAGAGAUUUGUGUGUGUUGCGAAAUGCGCAUGAGAAGUUUAAUUCCUUCCUGACCCAGGCACUUUUGCAGGUGAUGGAAUUACGGAGCUGAACACCCAGGCGAAUUCCCCGAGUUUAUUACAGUGAAAAAUGUCCCCACCCCAGACCCAGAGUUGUCAUGCAAAUCUGCAUGCCAAAAAAGUUUGUCAUUCGAAGCGCCAUGAGAGGCACUUUCUAGUCGUGUUUCGGAAUUCGGGAUGCUAUAAUCAGCAUGAUAUACUAGAUCUGUAAUGCUGCUGAACUACCUAAACUGGGUUACACUACGAGGACAGACUUGUCAUGCCAAACGACCAAAGCUGGCUGAUUUGUCUAGCAGGUUUCCCAUCUUGACUCUGGUGUGGGGACGUUUUUACAAAUGAUAGAGUUCUCUGCUUUCCCAGCUCCCAAUAGAUGUCCGCCAGAAGGUGUUGCGCGACUAUCCUGUGCGAAAGCAUCGUAGUCGUACUAAUUGCAAAGAUGCAUCAUGACAAAUUUUCUUCCUAAAGUAAAACAGCAUUACAAAUUCCACUUUUCUUCUUUCCAAAAUUUGUGAUGCAAUUUAUACUAGUACGAUACUUUUGCAAUGCAUAGAGACUACGUUGCGGCAAACUUUGAGGACCCGUUUGCCGACGCGGAAUCCCCGGAGAUGCGGCGGGCGUUCGAGCAGACUCUGAAGUUUGCCGGCACCUGGCACCGGAAUAUCAAGUGCAAAAAUGUCUGGGUCUGGAAGAAUACAAACUUGUGAUGCGCAUUUCUGAACACAGAAAAAUCUCUCAUGCAUAGGCAGCAAAAGUUGCCCACUUUCUGUCACCAAAGUCAGGAAUUUGUCAUUCGGGGGAUUCGGCAUUGCGAACGCUUCUCGAAACCUGUGAUGCUAGAGCUUCCAACAUGCCAGACCUUCUGUGUCAUGCAAAAACAGCAUGGACUCUUCUAGAGCCAGACAUUUUUGCAUUUGAUACGGAACGGACUGGAGCGCAACUGUUUUGACAAGCAGGAGAAGUUUGUGGCAGACGUUUGGCGCAAAGUUUCGGAGAAGGUAUGGCCGAAAGUAGCGAGGAAACUACCUGAACAUCAAACCAACACUGGCGUACUACUACAACAAAGGUCCUCGACCACAUCAACGGCAGCAAGCGGGCAGCCGAUGCGCAAUAGUCCGACGUUUUUUCCGCAAAUGAGCCUGCAGUCGGAUCUCGCGCAGCUGGAGGAAUUCGCAGCACAGGUUCAGGGGCUCAUGCCGACGACCACGCAGGGAAGUAGUAGUACUGCAGGACAACCGACGGGAGCAGGACAUCAACCGAUGAGUCUUCAGAAUUCAUCCGGAAGUAGCGAAGCUGCUGCAAUAUUAAUUGGUACUUCUUCUUCUAGCAGCCGACGAGAGCGGCAUCCCCUUGUGACAGUGGAAGAUGAUGUUGAUCCCCGUGUUCCUGACUACGUGUUCGACGGGCACGAAGAUGAUGAGGUAGACCCAGAACUGGGUCGUGGGCAAAAUACAGCGAGAUCUUCCGCUUCUGGCACCAUGAUCCGAGAAGUGCGAGAUCCUAGUCCCAGCACUUCCAGCAGCGCUUUUACGGUGUCCAUGACAGCAAAUUCGUCAGUGUUGCUGUCGCCUAUAAUCCACCAGCAGGAAGAAAACCCGAUAUUAGAGGGGGGUCUUCUAUAUGAUCCGCACAGGAGCAUGCCCGAUCAAUCCUCGCCUGCAGGCACCUCCACCUCCGCAGCUGUUUUUUCCCCGCCUGCCCGGAGCUCGCCCAUCAGCACCAUCCCGGAAAACUCACCGCUGCAUGACGAAAACACAACAACGAGCAGGAGCUCCACCUCGAUCCUGGUUCCUAGCAAUGCCAGUGCUGCCACUGGUCCUCUCUCACCGUGGUCUACUACUACUUCCAACGGAGACGAGAGCGAGGUCGUGUCUCGUAGUAGUGCCUCAAACUAUAGUAGUACUCCACCCUCCACCUCCUCUUCCUCCCGCUUCGAGCGGGUCUUGCGGCAGGUGAUGGCCACGCCGUUGCUCUCGGCCGGCACGAUGGCCGAGGCGGAGUUACAAAUUGGCCACACCUUAACUAACAGCACGGCGGCGACUUCGAACGGGGUAGGUGGAGACGACCGUGAUAUAAUUACAGUACCGCCUGCAGAUCAACAAGAUGGCAGCAACGUUAACGGCACAACAUCCGAUCGAAAUCGCUUCCACCUGCCGCUGCCCCCGAGCCAAACUUUGUCGCUGCCGAUCCCGAAAAAUGCUGCGCAUGGCCGAGUCAUUAGUAUCGGUUCCGUAGCGCAGAACGCGAGACGCGCGUUGACGCCAAGAACCUCGAAGCAGCCACCCUGGCACCACGUCCAGAACAUUUAUCAAGAGGAGCCGCAAGAACUACCUUCACAGGACCAGCAGGAGGACUCGGCGGAAGUCUUCACGGACGAGGAUGUCAUCCAAGGCACGAAAAUGCUCUCCAACCUGUGGCGCUUCGGGCCCAAAGAUCUUUAUUUCCCGGUGCUGGCUAUUGUGCCGCGGAUGAACUUUAUCCCACGAAAAACCUGUUUCACUGUGAUGAUCUUGCAAGAUCUGCAUCACAAGUUUGUUACACAUGACACAGAAAAUUUGCCUUGCGUGCUUCCAAAGGGAAAACACCGCUCAAGAGUCAAGGUCUUGCAGUUGUGGCAAGACAAAUAGUUCUGUGUUACAUUCUAUGCAUCACAAGUUCACAGUGAAACAGUUUUUUCUUGCGAUAAACUUGAAUUCCCGAGGCUUUUCGGAGGAGGAGCAGAACAAGUGUUUUGGGCCGGACUGCUAUCCUGAGUAAAAACGUCCCCACACCAGAGUCAAGAUUGGGAUCUCGCAACACAGGUCGAGAAGUUUUGGGAGUCACGCAUGACAAGUUCCUCUCUGUAUUGUAGUGCUGUUUAGCAAGUGCAGCCGCAUCACAAAACCAUCUACUCAUCCGGUUUUCAGCAUUACAAAGUCCAAAACGCGAUUGGAAAUGCUUCUCAUGGGGAUGCGCAUUACAAAUCUUCCUUUCAUUGCAAAUCUGCAUGACAACUAUGGGGUGGGGACGUUUUUACUCAGGAUAACUGGGAAAAGCACGUGAUCGUUGUUGACGCGGACGAGGACACCUGCGACACAUUUGACACAACCACCACGAAUAGUCUAACGUUAGCCGGUAUGCAUUGCAAAUAUGUCUGGGUCUGGAAGAAUGCAUGUUUGUCAUGCGUAUCUGGCAUGACUGUUAAAUCUGUCAUGCACAUUAAACCAGAGCGGCCCCAUUGUUCUGUCAUGCAGAAACGCAGUUUGUCAUUCAGAACCUAGAAGCUCGGAAACUUGUCAUGCUGAGGCAGCACUUGUGGCCUUCUAAUGAUACGCCACCCCGCAUCACAAGUUUCCAGACCCAGACAUAUUUGCACUGGAUAGCCGGCCACGGACUGGCCAUCGGGAACCCGGGUAACUACCACGUGCAGGACCCGCGGGCGCUGUUCUGCUGCAAGGAGGAGCACGAUGCGGGGAUGACGUUCUGGGCCCAGAACCGGGGCGCGCCGAGCGUGGACUUGACGGCGAUCACGAGUGGGACGGAGCGAACAGUCCGCGCGCCGGGGCGGGUGGAAGAUAAUGCUGGCGGAGAAGUACAAGAUCAUGUUGGUGUUGCUGGUCCUGGUACGUCGACGACGAAUCCGUUCAGUGUACAACUAGCUGUUCCUCGUACAACUGACAACAUGAACAACGAGGGACGUCGCACUGAACCGCGGCGACCUGGCUCUACUACUUCGGCAGCGCCGUCGUCUAAUACUUCUUCUCAACGGUAUGUUCCACUCGAAAUGUAUCCAAGGAAAAAAGUGUUACAGCUACACAUUCGUAUGGAGUUUCUGCAUCACAAAGUUGCUCGACACGGCAAAGAACACCUGUGAUGCGCAGAAUGUAAGGGAAGAAAAAACUACACGAAGGAAAUGAGGCUGGCAAGCAUCUCCUGCAUGACAAAGGUUGCCUGUCUUGCUUGUUUCGCAUGAAGACCACAAUGAGUAACUGUAACUACACUUUUUUCUUCGCAUAAAAUGGCCUCGAAUUUCUUUCACGAAGCCGCGGACCAGGAGGAGGGCCGAGCGGCUGCUGCGGAAGUGCAAGUAGGUGAAGAUCAUGUUGGUGUUGAGGGACCACUACAAGCUACGGCGAUAGAUGUUCAUCUACAGCAGGGACGUCUUCAAGGAGCAGCAGGUGAAGUUGUGGAACUUGCGCAAGAUGAUCAUGUUGAAUACGACCGUGACGUGGAGCGUCGCGCGAGCCAAUUUCUAAGCCGGUUUUCCAGGAUGUUUCUGCAGAAGCAAGAUUUUAGUAGUAGCACAAGCGGAAAGAUGAAUCCAAAGACCACGGCCGAGAAACUGCUCCAUAUGCGGGAAGCGCGGGUGGGUGCAGUAGUCAAGUGGCGGCAGCUACUGGAAAAUAUUGGCGAACUGCUGAAGCCGCCAAGAACUCCGCCGAACAGCAAAAUGGGAUUGUUUCGAGCCGAGGACGUGUUUCCCUUCCACGCCUACCACGCGCAGUAUGGCAUCAUUCUCAAACGUUACACUCUCAACUGUUACAGGAACUUGCGAUGCAAGAACAGCAACAGCGCAAGGGGCAAGCUUGCAGCUCUCGCAUCACAAAUGUGACACAGAUUGCAAUGCGGUUUACCCCUUCGAGAAUCUGUCAUGCGAAGAAGCUCGAGCGUCUGGUGGUUUAUGGUAUUUCCGCAUGACAAAUCAUGCAACGGCUGAGAAUGUAAUGGCUGAGAAUCCCAUACGCAGCACCGGGAGAAAUGCCCGAUCCCGAGGUUUUUCUCGACGGCAUUUGUCUUGCAAGUGCCGUUAUGAACCGCAAAUAUCGAUCUGGGUCUGGAAGGAUGCAACUACUUGUGAUGCUGGAUUUGGAUUCUACAAUAAAUCUGUAUUGCAUGAAUAGCAAAAGAGGUCCAGUUUUUGCCAUGACGAGAGGAUAUUUCUGAUGCGGUAUAGGCAUCAAGAAGCCCUCAUAAAAUCUGUGAUGCAGCUAGGGCAUGCAUCGCAGACUUUAGGAAUCAUGCAAAAUGUGCAUGACCAACCUUGCUCCAGCAUCCAUCCAGACCCGGACAUAUUUGCAUUUUGAUAGCCGUAUCAGUACUAAGUAGCAGGCAGCACUUACUGCUAUGAGCGGUGCUGUCAUCUGAUGUUCUGAAGUGAUUGACAAGUAGAAUUUGUGAAUGUACAAUAAGUUGGUGCGGUCUAUCUCUAUUGCGUGGUUUCUAUGGUUCACAUUUUCCGAAAGCCAGCACCGAAACUAGAAGCUCUGAGUGCAGGCUGUACACUAUCAGUACGAGUUUUGCGACCUUGACCGUGAAAUGCACAAGCGUACACUAUGAGUAAAUUCAAUACUGUUUCCAAGAACUGCGUCUGCUAAACUUAAGUGCACAUAAAAGACGAAAAAACCCGAACCCAAAUCAAAGCCGUAAAUCAAAUUG
This is a messenger RNA of Amoebophrya sp. A120, 6327 nucleotides long. NCBI's taxonomy places the organism in Eukaryota, Dinophyceae, Syndiniales, Amoebophryaceae. The record is from the annotation of a GenBank genome assembly.